Molecule: messenger RNA, 891 nt
Organism: Benincasa hispida (wax gourd)
Lineage: Eukaryota; Viridiplantae; Streptophyta; Magnoliopsida; Cucurbitales; Cucurbitaceae
Gene: SDH6
Product: succinate dehydrogenase subunit
Cellular component (GO): respiratory chain complex II (succinate dehydrogenase)
Source: RefSeq, a predicted model, not a curated record
ACUUUCCUCACAGACGCAUAACAAAACCAGCUUUGAAGAAGAACAGCCUUCAGGAUUCUGAUUUCAAUCGGAUUUAGCUUCUAAAAUCUCAGAGAGCAAUUAUGGAAGAUUCAUCCUCUCAAUCCUUCUUCAGGAAGCAUUGGGAAGGCUACAAGGAAUUUUGGUCCGAGAGGUUCUCCAUCAUCGACAACUAUUCUCCCUACAUCCAGCGCCAAACCCGUCUUCCUCCCUGGUCUUCCUCCGAUGUCGAGGAAUUCAUUGCUUCCGACCCCGUUCAUGGCCCUGCUUUGAAGACUGCUCGAGAAGCUGUAAAUUUUGGUCUUACAGGAAGUGUUGUUGGAGCUGUAUCAACUGCAGGUGUUGCAUGGAAAUACUCAAGAAGUUUACAUGGUGCUGGGCUGUCGUUCCUGGCAGGAGCUGCAUUCGGUUGGACCUUCGGCCAUGAGAUUGCAAAUCAUUGGUAUCAACUCUAUAGGUUGGACACCAUGGGUGCACAAGUUAAGUUUAUGGAGUGGUGGAGAAACAAGAGUGAGGGAGGUUUUUAAAACUCUGAUUUUGCAGUCGAAGCAGCAGCACACACUGCAGCUGCCAUCUGAAAUAAAAAUGUAAGUGCAACUUUGUUGAAAUACAAUGGUUGAUUGGUUUGUUUUGUGGUGAACUCUUCCGACCUCCCAAGUUUAGGAAUGGACUAUAUACUUUUUUAUCUUCUGGAAAUGACAUUCAUUUGCAGUCAUCUUUACCAAAUACCUCCUAUCCUGGGUGUGUGUUAGGGUCUAAAGCAUGUCCAAAAUGGUAACACUCGUCUUCUUGAAAGAAUAUUUGCCAAAUUAUAUAUAUAUAUGUAAAUAACCCUGAACUAGGCUCUUGUAAAAAGGGUCCUAUUCUUUUAAA